This is a messenger RNA of Parnassius mnemosyne (clouded apollo), 1185 nucleotides long. NCBI's taxonomy places the organism in Eukaryota, Metazoa, Arthropoda, Insecta, Lepidoptera, Papilionidae. The record is from the annotation of a GenBank genome assembly.
AUGCUGGAACCGUGGAACAAUAAACUUCUUUUACCUCCCCCAGUUCAUACUUAUUUAUGUUUGGAAAAUAUUGAUAUCCGAUGUUUGAGACGUGUGUGUGGCUCCGCAAAGAAUGUUUUAUCUAAACAAUCGCCUUUACACAAAGAAAGUGCAAUAUUGUCAAGAUUUUUAUAUAAGUACGAUAAAAAGUUUCGAAAUGAUAUUGGAUACCGAAUUUUUAAAAAAGUUAAUACUGCGCUUCGUAGAUAUUUACUGUUAAAUUUUAUUAAAGACCUAAAGGAUUUUGAUAUGGUUUUGCCAAAUGAAGAAGAAAAUCCACUUUACUUACCAACAAGACAAAUGUUAGAGUAUGUCUUAGUAAGAUUAAUGACAUUAUCAAAACUAAUGUUAAGAAUAUCAGUUUGUUGUAAGCAGGCAGCUGUUUUCUAUUUUGAUAGACUAAGAAGAGGGGAAAGUCAUUGGAUGUCAUUAAUGCCGUUUGCACUUUUAAGUAGAGUGUGGUCUUUGAGUAAUGUUUUACUUCAACAUUGUUGUAGUUGGUAUUUGCAAAUGUACCCAUUUCUUAAAAAAUUACAGUUAAAAGGUUUAACUUUUUUACCAGAUGGCUAUGAACUGCCAAUAAAUUUAAAUGACUGGCUUGAUUUAAAAAAUCAUGAGCACUUUGGACGUUUCCAAUGGUCACAUAAAGAUGUGAUCAAAAUGGAUCCAACUUUUGAUGAAGAUGAUGAAAGUGAUAAUGUUGAUAGCUUAAUGAACUAUAUUAAUGAAAUAAAUAAAGAGACUGAUCAAAUAGUUACGAACAAUUUGCCAAAUGCUGAUAAAAUCACUGUUGAAACAACAGGAGUCUUGGCAGAGAAACAUGUUGACAAAGGGGAAGCUCUAUCUAGAGAAAGUUUUAAAAUUUUCUUUGCAACACCUGAAAGUGAAAUAAAAAUAAAGAAUAACUCUUAUUACCAUUCAAUAGAUAGAGUUACUAACAGGCAAACCUUACUUGAAUUCAUAAAUAAGGAAGAAUCAUUUCGAUAUGAACAGAGCACAAAGUCUCUAACAAACCAAUUAAGCUUUAUGCAAUGGGAAGCUUUAAAAUCUUCUCUACUUAAACUUGGUGAAUCUCUCAGUAAUAAUAGGAAAAUUCAAAGAAAAUUCCUGAAACUAUGGAAAGAUAAAUGCUUAGACUGUAGUUAA